Pocillopora meandrina is the source of this 12755-nucleotide messenger RNA. Lineage: Eukaryota; Metazoa; Cnidaria; Anthozoa; Scleractinia; Pocilloporidae. The record is from the annotation of a GenBank genome assembly.
AUGUCCAUGAGAAACGAGCAAUCUCACCGCUCAAGCUCAGAGGGUAAGCUUCCUCGCCUUCCACCAAUUGCAGCUCCAACUUCACCCAGCUCAAGGUUUGACAAAAGUCAUCUAAGAACACACAGGAGGAGUGAAAACAUGCAAGGGCUCUUGACAAAUAAAUUGUGAGUGAUAUUGAACACAAGUCAGUUAUUUUUAAACGAUGAAAGAAAAUCUGAGGAUGGCUUUGUCAGCUGAAAAUUGCAUAAAACCUGUGUAUGGAACUGAUUUUCUAGUCAACAUUGAUGUCAAGGUAUAAGGUGGCUCAGUGAUUAUACCAAAGACGUAAGACAUGUUCUUGAUAAACUCUAAAGACCAAAGUGAAUGAUAGGCCAAAUGUAUAUUUUAUCUUUUGCAUCCAACAUUUUAAGGGCAAGGGUAAUCCAAUAAUCCUUAAUUACCAGCAUAAACAUUUAGUAAGUAGAAAACCUAAUCUUAAGUGUAGGUCUGUCUAACCUAGGUCUCUCUUACAGAAGUGCUCAUUUUAUUUUGUCCAAUCAUCAUGGCAAACCCUCUCCAUUUUUCUGGGGAAGGGUAUUAUUACUUAAAAUCAUAUUUGUAUGCAGUGUGUUUUAUCCACUGAGAUUGUUCAGCAGAAAUUUAUCUGUGAGCUCCUUAUGUUUGCUUUUAUUUAUUAGGUAUGAAAUAGCCUUAAAAGGCAAAGAAGAUACGGAGGAAAGUCUGAAGAGAAGACCCAUAUCGGCUGGGGAACCUGAAAUGCCUUCUCAAGUAUGUUUAUGUUCAUUGCAUGUAUUGCUCUUUAAGAAAAAUGUUUGACCUGCAGGGUUUGCUACAUUGUAUUUGCAUGGUGUAAGGGUAUCGAAGAACAAGGAAGCUUGCUGAAAUCAAGCAAGCAAUUAAUUUAGGUAGUUUGAAAUUCCAAAGGCCUAAAAGGCGCAAUUUUGUCCAUCAAACUUUAUUUAUGGAAUAUAUAUUAUUUUCAUCACAAACCCAAAAAAAAAUAUUUACUGGCUGGUACCCAUGUUUGAUCUAGAUGAGAUAUUUUCAUUCAACAUUUUGCUUCAUGAGCAAUUGAUUGAUUUCAGAACCAUCUCAUGUUUUGGGUGCCAGAUGAGAUGUUGAAUGAAAAUAUUAGAAUGUUUAGGAAGGUGUUCAAGGUCCUAUAGCAGCCAAGUCUGAGUAAGAAAUCUGAUUUCUGACCUCCAAAAAUGGCAUUUAUCACCUUUGCCUUGGUGAGUCCUAACGUGACCAGAAGGUGCACCAAAGGUGGUAUGUAUUUAAAAAAUGAGUGUACUCAUAUCAACUGUCAUGUAUUGUUUCUGUUGUAGAUGAUGAGCACUGAACGGCGAAUACGAGUAAGUGUAGUAAGUUUUUAAUGUAAGCUAGUGCAGAUAUCAAGGAGGUAGUACAUCUUGUGCUCUUUAACCAAAAACCUCAAUGCCUUGCUGGGAAACAAUGACUAACAAUACUAGUAUAGCUUAACAUACAUUCCCAAUUAAGCUUGCAGGCUUACAGACUUGCUGCUAGUCGAGAUGGGGAGUUAUGACUCAAAUAUGAAAGCAAAUAUAUAUGAGUUACAUUCCUACAAAUCUACUAAUUAUAGACCUGUAAAUUACAAGCAUUAACAGCUUAAGUUUUUGUUUAGUGGUAUGAAAAUAGCAGGUUUUCUUAUCCAUGGAGUGAGAGAGACAAAUACAUAAAACCUUAAAAACAUGUAAUCUGAGAACCUAGGAUAAUUUGUUCAAUAGAAUACAUUGUAGCAAAUGAAAAGUUAAAAUUUUUUAAGUUCUAAGACUGAUUUUCUGUUGUAGCUAAACUACCAAUUCAUGAAGAAGUGUGUUCAGGAAGGCCCUGUGACACCAAUGGCUAAUGAGUGGUGGGAUACCAUCUUAACUAUGAUUCCAGCAAAAUUGGUCUUAUCUCCACAACUGCAGCCACACAUCAAGGAGUUAUACGAUGAAAUCAUUGCUGAGUAUGACACCAGUAUCAGAAAGGCAAUGGGUACGUAGAUAUAACUUGUUGUGGUUGUCAUCUUACUGUUAAAAAGUAUUAUAAUAAUUAUGUAGAAUAAAUUUUUCUUUUUGUCCUCCAGUAGAAAAUGUAACACAUGUAGUAGCAUGGUCUAAACUUAAGUAAAUGUUAAAAAUGAAUCAAAAGGAAGUCUCUGAGCUUUUGCUGAUCCACAUCUUACAUACCAUAUCAAGCUUUCUCCAGCUGCUCCACAGAGUGCUUAUCUACUAGAGCCAACUGCCCCAUCUCUGGCAUCAACUUAUGCCUCUGAAGAAAUAUAGUGUUUCAAAUCACAUGCAACCAAUAUAAACAAUGUUACAUUUUGGAGCAUUACAUGAUUCUUUCAUGAUCACAUAAUAGAACACCUCAUCAAUGACAAUUCCCCUCUGAAAAAAACAAAUCCAUGUAUACCAAAAGGGAGUUAAUAAAAGCAUUGAAGUCAAGAUAUUCUAAUUACAUGCACUAAAAAAGAUCUUGCAACCUACAACAGUCACUGUUCAAAGUAUUAUACAUUUGAAAGCACAAACUUACUCUUGACUCUCAAGAAGAAUUCAGUAAACUCACAGCACUUCUAUUUUCACAACGUUAUUUGAUUGCAUUACCGAAAAUACAGUGGACUCAGACGAUCCAUUUUAAUAUCAUCAUAACUCAAUGGCAUCCUUUGGAAGAAUGUAUCUUAUUCCAUUUAGCUUUGUGUUAUUGCAAUCCCUGGAAGAAUGCAAUUAACUCACUUACCUUCUAUUUCUGUUCAUUAACCUGUAUGUUAUUUUAUUUCCAUAAGGUAUUUAUUCCUGACCAUUAUAAUUCUAUCAUUUAAAAUUUUUAUCUGACAUGUACAUGAAAUUUAUUUCUUAGAGCACCCUACAUAUACUCACACUCUCUAUUAUGUCACCUUUCUUCAUCUACCUGGUGUUUACUAGUAUUGUCUUCCACUACAGCACACCUCACCAGCCUAAAUAUAGCUGCAUGCAAAUAUUUUUUAUUUCUGAUGAUGUUAUGGAUUGAUAGAAGCUCAAGGACUUGUUAUGAAUUUGGUUUUUAAUUUUUACAUUAUUUAUCAGCGUUUACAUUAUGCAGUCAGAUAGUUUUGGAAGUGAAUGUUUUUGGUGUGACCACGGUUGACUGUGAGCCAUGGUCAGUAACUAAAUGUGAUCACAGUUAGACACCAUGGUCAACAUCAUUGUCAACCACGUUUGACUCUGAAAAACCAUGGUACCGUGGUCAACCUGAUGCCAGGGUAAGGCCUCACUGGAAACUAUUGCACCAAUAAUGCAGACCAAAAUUAAACCUGAGCUGUAUUGAAACAUAUUUUAAACUCCUGGACUUUGUUGUUCAAGUAAGAUAAUGAAAAUGCUAUCCAAUGGAUAUAUCCCUAUCCACAUGACUCAUUUCAAUUUAUCCUUCUGCAGUCAGGUAGAAUGUAAAAGUUGCUUUCUAUCUAAAAUUGCAGACAGCAUGGUUGUCUCAAUGUGAUGUAACUCAGUGCUGACAAAUUAAGUCAUAGACAAUCAGUAAACCAGUUCUUGGAAAAAGAAAUCAUACACCAACACUUCAUUUUCAUAUUUGACCAACAACUGCUAGUGGUGGUCAGUUCUCAUAAUGGUAGACUUUGCCAAAUUGCUGAACAAGAUGCACAAUUGUGAAGUCUGUUGUUGACUUUUUCGCACAUUUGAAGACAACUCUCAAAUGGUUUUGUUUCUAUUAAAAAUCCCAAAAACACUGAAACCAGUGUUGUCUUAACUUAUGUUCUUUUGAGUGCUAUAGUAUUGAUUAAUUCAUAUGACUUUUUGGAACAGGAUGUACUUAUCCUUUAAUUGGAGCGAGAUACUAACUUGCCUUUUCCUUCCUGUAGUUCAACAUAUCCUUGUUAAACCAAAGGUAAAAGGAGUUGAAGGUGAUGAAGAUUUACCAGAUGAAGUCCUGUAAGUUUACAGGGUCCCUUUCUUUUAUAGAGAGAAAGUUACUAAAAGACCUCUUUCAUAAAUGGCAAGUUAAAUUGGUAUUAUAUAUAUUCAUGAAAAUUAAUUUGUCCAGCCUCAAAAACACUGUUAAAAACUAUAGUGUUUUCACUUAAAAGUGAGGCUUAAAAGGUCUUGAUGUGCAUCACAUCCAUCAUUAUGAAAGAGGUCUGUUAGGGUCUGUCUCCUUAUUGGUUUCUUUUGCAUCAAUACAGUUGCUUAUAUAGGUAUAGAUUUCAAUACAUGUUUAUAAUGGUAGUUGAACUGAGUGGAGUGAAAUUUGGUUGAAAUCAUAUGCGUGAUUUCAUAAUUGAAUGAGUGCACAGCAAGAGUUUGAUUUGAAAUCACAAGUAUGCUUUCAGACCAAAAUUGCAUGACACAAGGUUCAAUUACCACUUUAUUACAUCCAUUUUGAAAUUGUCCAAAUACAGGACUUGGUCAGUUUGAAAUUAAAUUCAUCCAUUUUUUGGAGGGAAAAAUAAGAGUUUGGAAACAAAAGUUCCAAAAUUUGUCACAUGAUACUCUUUGUCUUUCAUUUUCCUUUAAUUUUAUUGGUUACUUUACUAGCCUUGAAAUCUGAUUGGUUGUUUUGUUUUAGUGUAGUCUCCUCAUUGGCUGGGAAAAAGAUGCAAUUUAAAGCAAAAAGUGGUGUGAUUCAUGAAUAAAUCGCACCAAUUAGAGCCAAUUAGAUUACUGGGACCACUAGCGAUUUCAAAAUGGGUGUAAUAAAACACUUAAUUUCAUCCAUAUAUUCCUUGAUAAAGAUGAUUUAAUUUUUUUAUUGGUAGUAUUGAUUUUUCUUCAAUUUAUUUACUGAUUUUAUUUAUUUAAAUGAAACUUUCAUGGGGCACAAGACAGUCAGACAAGAGCAUGUCACAAUUAUAAGAAGGUCGAUGUAAGCCCAAUUGAAGUGUUUGUUGCACAAAGUUAUGGACGCAAAGUCAAUAUCAAACCGCCAUAUUGAAUUCUGCUCUCUUCCAAACAAUCAGGUCCUGGAUCUAGAUACCAGUACCACAAUCUCUUUCUUUUUCCAAAAAAAGGAAACAAGUAAACUACUAAAAGGUCCAAAAGAAAAUAAAUGGCAACCCUGGUGUACCUAAACAUGUGCCUGGACUUUAACUCCAGUAACUAAACGUUUUGCACUCUAUGAACAAUUGAUUGUGGCUCAGUGGGCAUAAGGCCAAAGUUCAACUAUUUAACAGUUUCUUAAGUGUUCAAGACAGUACAUAAUCACAUACGCACAUGUAACUGUCUCCUGUGCAAGUCAUUCCUGGGCAGGACUAGUUAGGCACUUUCAAAUUUGGCUCUGUACCAAGUGUUAUAGUUAUGAAUAAUGCUCUGCAUCAUGCUUCAUAUCCGGUGCUGACUCAGUCAGAAGAAUUUUGAUGUUCUAAAACUUUCUCUUGUACUCAACUCCCUUGGGUGACUUCAUUACUACCUGGUCUUCAUUGUGCCCAAAAACCUCACAAGGCUCAUAUGCUGGAGACAAUCUGUUCUCUCUUCUUCUUCCGAGCAGAACCAAAUCUCUAACAGCAAUAUGUCUGUCUUUAGCAUAAUUUCUUGCAUCAGCAUACUACUUUGCUUACUGUUUCUUCGCUGCAUCGUGAUCCCUUACUUGUUGCAAUAGGACAUCACUCUGACCUCCAGCUUCAACAAACUCAAGUGGCUUGGUAGUUAACUACCUCUUAAAAAAUAGCUCAGCCAGGCUGACAUCUGUUGUCAUGUGAUUUGUUGACUUGUUUUUCCCUGCAUUUCCUCUCGGCAUCUUUGUCUAUGCUGGGCUGCCAAACCUUUGUUGUCAACUGUUCCUGCAAUCUUCAACCUCUUUAAAUUUUCUUCCCCAAUCAGAUUACUUACAGAUCCAGAAUCAGUCAAAACUUCCUGAGCAAUACCAUUAAUACUCACAUUCAUCAUAGGGUCACUUGAGGAUGACACCCCACAAAUAUAUUCUUCAUUAUUUUCAGUCACCAGGAAAGCAAAGGCAGGGUUUUCCUUACCACAACUGUUGCCCUCCAGAGGAUCUUCAGCAUGAUUUGUCUGUCUUUCUGAAUGCUUUUGUUGUCACUUGCUUUCUUUGAAUUGGCCUCUAUCCCUGUCUCGGUUACCAUGCUGUCAUGACUUUUGCAGCAAGAAGCAAAAUGGCCAUACCUCAAGCACUUUUCACAUUUUCUCCCUUUUACUGGACAAUAGGGAUUGCUGGCAAAAUGUCCUGCCUUCCCACAAUUAAAGCAUGUCUUCCUCAACUGAUCUUUAGGCUUUUUUCUUCCUUUUUCUACGCUGCUUCAACAUCUGAUCCACUGACCAUGUGCUUUACCUGCUGGCCUGCCACUUCCAAAGCUCUCACCUUCUGCAAGACUUGUGCCAAAGUGAACUUUUUAGUUUCCAAUAACUUCAGAUCCGUCAAUUCUUGAAUUAACUGAUUUCGUAAAUUGUCAAGAGAAUCACCAAAGUUACAAUGCCUUGCCUGUUGAUAAUGGCAAAUGACAAACUAGUCAACUGGUUCACCAUCAGUCUUAGUGCCAAUUAGUCAAAACAUGUAGCACUCAAAGGGAACAUUUUCUUUGCACUGAAAAUGAUAAUCAAGCUUCCUAAUACACACUGUGUAUGGGUCUUGAUUUCCCUCUGGUUCUGGGUCGACAAUAUCUUCAAAAAUAUCUUGUACCUCCAUUCCUGCGAGAUACAAGAGCAGCGAAGUUUUCUUUCUUGAGCUAUUUAUGUGUGCUUCCACUUUCGCCAUUUGGUUGCCACCUGUGAAGAAGAUUCUGAUAGAUCCAGCAGAGUAAGAGUUCUUUCUCUCAUGAAGACUAUACCCCUAAAAUCUUUGUGUAUCCUUGUCGCUAAUGUAGUAUUUGUUACACAAAGUAAUUUCGACAAUGUAAUGUAAAGUGAUAUAAAGUAAUACAAAACUGCCACAUUGUAUUCUGUUCUCCUCCACACAAUCAGAAGUUCCUGGAGCUAGGUACCAGUCCCAAACCAAUAUUGAUUAGUCUGACAUAGUAUGAUGCUACUCUGGUUUAAAGAUUUAGUGAAUGUAACUGAGAAGUUAAAAUUCGUAGACCCAACAUUUUGAGACUUCUGUCAUGUGCUUUCAUCAGGGGUGAUCUAAUCACUGCCAAAAGAGGUCCUUUUAUAUGCUUAACAAUUAGCUGCCCUUUUUUCUGAUAAGGCAUAAAUAGGUGUAAUAUGUGGCUCUUUGGAUUGGCUCUUUGUGAGUACAUUUGUUUAUAAACCAAUAAGAAUGCUCUUUAGCUCCUACUUUUGCCCUGAGUUACCCUAUUUCUGCACUAUAUUUCCUUAAAGCUGCAUUUCUCUUGGGCAAUCAAAAUCAAGAAUUUUUGUCAUGUGUAUCACUUAUUAGAAUUGAAAUAAUGAUAAGCAACAAUUAUGCAAGGGUGAGAACCAACGUGAAACUCAACUGGACUGUGAUACCCAGUCAGGAAAGUAAACUGGGGCCACAGCCUUAAGAGGUGAGGCCUGGGCUCUUACACUUGUACCAUUCCUGAAUCCCUGUACUUCUUAACUUAGACGUAUGGUUUACAUAACUUACUUGGAUAAGCAAUUAUCAUUAUGUCAUUUUAAUCUAUUAUUACAAGGAUGGUACCAUGUAGCCUUAAACUGAAGAACUUUCUCUAGAACUGAUAUAUUCUCACAUAUAUGGCUGUUUUCAAGAAUAAAUUGUUCUGUUUUUUGACCCAGUGGAAUUGACUAUUCCAGUCCAUGGAGAGAGAGCUUUAAUGCUGCGCGAGAAUCAAUUCGGCAAAAUCUGCACAUAUUGCACCCAUCAAUGCAGACAAUUCUGGGAAUCUGUCAAAGCAAGAAUUACUCAACCAUGUUGAUAACUGAUCAGUCCAAUCUGAGGUUAGUCAUAUUAUUUGUUUUAUGUGCAUCGAUAUCCACCUUUUAUGAAGAGUUGAACAUACGUUCUGUAGAUUUUCAUCACCUAGGCCAUCCUUCAGCCUUGUGUUGUGCACAUUUUUAUAGUUCCUUAUGGUAGAGGUGCCUUGUUUCAAUUGUUAUUUUCAAAUUGUAUAGAUAAAGAGUGUGCUGAAGACGGCCAAUUGAAAGAUUUAAGAUGGAGCCUUGGCAAGGCCAUCGUAUUGUUCCAUUAUCUUAGACAUUACAUACACACACACACACAGCCUCUCUACAGGCAGGAUUAUGAUGGGGUGUUGGCAUAUUAACUAGCAAAAUGAGGAAAUGGAGUAGAGGCAGUGUUGUUGUAAUGGUAUACAUUUUGUCCAAUGGGGCGGGGGGGGGGGGGUUCAAUUCUCUUAGUUGCAUCAUGCUACUGACACCAGGUUAAGUCCUGGUAAUAUUUGCCUUUUGGCUCGUUAGCUAACUGAACUUUGUAUCACCUUACAAGGCUGUAUGGAGGAUGUCUUUUUCUUUGCAGAACUCAAGGCUCUAUUGAAUGUGAGCACCUUAAAAAUAAUGUAACACUUGAUUGUGAGAAGACUGAAGAAAAGCUUAUGCACAGGUAGGUGUUAGUAGAACUUUCUAACAUCUUGAAAAUUGAUUCAAGUUUUGAUUUUUUCAGAUCUCUCGUGCUCAUUUUCUAUCCUAUUUGAGAUGAAAUAACAGAGUGUUAAUAUUUACAUGUGUUAUGUAUUUAAGAGUGGAGAUCAUCCUCUCAAGCUCUUGAUAUCUGAUUCAUAUAAAUACAAAAUCCAAGCUAAGGAUACUUUGUUAAUGAGGUUUGACAAAGGCAAACUUAAGUUUAAGGAGUGGGUAUAGACUAUUCAGUUCUCACCAUGGAACAGAUACAGGUUUAAUUACCUCUGUAGGAGUGUAGGAGAAUUGUCAUUUUGUGUUCUUUCUAACAGCUGCUGAUAUGACUUUGGACAUUGACCAAUUUUUUGCUGUAAUAUAUGAAUUUUUUUCUUUGCAAUCAGUUGGUUCCCAGAAGUGGUGAAUGUUUUUAUUGACAAAGAUAUGCUGAAGCACAUGAGCUCUUCACAAGUUGAUGCCUUUUACAACUGUGUCUCUACACUUAUUUCUAACCAGGUAUUGGAGAGGGUAUCAUUAUAUACUUCAAACUUUGAUCUAUCUUUUUCAUAUGAAUUUAGAGAAAACUAGAUUUUAUUUUCAAACAAAUUGUGCAUGAUUUUCGUAGUUGAAGGAUCUGAUAAACAGAACCAUAACUGCAUGGACAGAUCUGUUUCACAAAGACAAAAGUUGCCUUCCACUUUUCAAGAUGGAAUUGAUCUUAGAUGAUGAUGACCACAUGCAAUUCUAUCCUGCACUUGGUGAUGUGGAGGCAGCAGUAUUACAUGUUAUAUCCACAGUUGCUGGAACCAUGCAACAUGUUCCCACAGUACAGGUAAAUCUUUAAAGCAAUUCCUGAUGAAUUGAAGUUUGCUUAUGCUUUCUUUUCCAGAAAAAACAAACAAACAAAAAAAAACACAAGAACAAUUAUGUAAACUGCUAUCUUGGAGGGAGAAUUGGUGAUGAUGAAAUGCUUUUUUUUUUUUUUUUUGGAUCCUUUUUUCUAAAUACUUUAACAGCUGGCUCACACUGGCUUAAGGAUGUGCGAUUUUUCAUUCAUUUAGCUGACUGAAAAGGAAUUUGUGGAUGGGAUUGACUUUCACACAGACUAUUGUGAAAACACUACAAAGGAAAAUUAGAAUUUACUUGAAACCAUUAGACCAGUGUUGGUUCUUCUUAUGUUCUAUGGUGACACAUUCUGGUGCAGCACAUUAAAGGGAAUGGUCAGUGAGGGUAGCUUAAGGAUGAAGUGUAGAUGACUGAGUGACAGUUUCAGUAUUAUAACCAUGAGAAGAGAAUGUGUCCUGUCUAACUUGUUGGAGAAAUACCCAGUUAUCUUUAUUACUUUGUAUGCAACAUAGAUCACUCACUCACUUAUUGUGAAGAAGUUCAGGUAGUACAUGGUUACCAUAGCAAAGUGGUUUUUGGUACCUUAAGGUACAUAAUUAUUUCAGGCUUGUCAAGAAAUAGGCCUGUUUGAUAUUCUUUAUUUGAAUUAUUUAUGACAAAAAUUGACUGUUGAUUAAUUCAUCAUUUAAUUUAUUUAAACAGCUUCACUUAAGUCAAAGUUGUAAUAAUUCUAAUGACCGCACUUUUGAUCUGUUGUGCAGUCCUGGUUGGCAGGGGGAAACACAGUAACUCAUGUGGAUGCUGCUGUUGAUAAUGAUGUUCUGUUGAGGUGCACUAAGUUCCUAAAGGAUGCUGUGAACUUUAACUUACAGCAACCUAUAGAGUACCUGCAUUCCUUUGGUAAGUAACGAGCAAAGUCAUCUUUAUUAAAGUGAGUUAAGUAUAACGAAAUGUUUUUACCACCUUGGCAGGGGGAUUGGGCACAAUGAAGAUAACAGAUGUGAUGUCUCUGCAAGUAAUAAUAUGUUAUCUAAAUAGCUUCCCCCAUCAUGUGGUUUGUAGCUAGGAGUGGCAUAAACUGGAUUCAAAAGCUUACUUCUGACUAAUGGUGCCUGGGCUAAAUCAUAAAACUUGAGAUGGAUAUCUUUUUUUAAGCAUCAGUAAAAAAAACUUACUCAGAUUUUCAAGCUUUUAGGUGAAUCUUAUAAGAUCCAAGUUUUUCCAGUCAGGUGGGGACCAAAGAACUGUAUUAUCCAUAAAAAUGUGCUGUCUCAAUUAACUUAUGACCUCUUUACCCAAGUACUUUCUUGGUUAAUUUGUUUCUUCUGCCUUUUCCCUUUGAGUAAGAGUUUUCUUUAAACUUAUGGACUCCUUUUGCCACAUUGAGUAUUAUAGAUGACAGGAGCCUUAGGUGAAUAGGGCUCAGUAAAAUGGUGAGCCAUGUUGUUAAGUUGUUCUUCAGCAGAGUUGUCAUGGAGGCAUCAUCUAAAUCAAUCUCAAAAGCUUUUUUCUGUGUCAAGGUCGCUAGUCUUGGGUGAUCUUGAAGUGUAGGUGUAAAUGAAGUGGAAUGGUGGAGGAGUAAUCUGAUGGGAAAAGCAAAAAAACUCACUCUUUUGCUUACCUAAGGGACCUUUUUAGAUGCCAAAUGUUUUCAGUGUUGGGGUGCUUUAUGCUUGCUUCCUCACAUGACCUAUGACAUUACUCAAUUGAAACAUGAAAUAAAUGAUGUCAAAACUACCUAUGCAUCACUAACAACAGCUAAGAAUCAUUUGUAUUAGAGGAAUACUUGGGCAAACCAUAGGCUUUAAUUUGGCUCUUUUUUUAGUAUAAUGUACUUGUGUUGAAUUUGCAGAUAAGUAUAGUGCUCUGGUCAGUGGGGAAUCCUCAGCUCGUGUCAAGCAGUUCAUUUCAUCUGAAAACUCCUUUGAAAAUUACAUACAGGUAAUCAUGUAACUGUCCUUUGCAUGUUAAACAGUGAAGUUGAACUAAACUAUCAUCUGUAGGCAAGUCUCUUUUUGGUUCUUUUUGUGAUCGUUCAUGGAGUGUGUUCCCAAAUUCAUCCCAACAACCCUUGGUAUAUCCCUGGAAGGCCUUUUCCAAUUAUCCUCAAAGCCUUCAAAAACACUCAAGAUGGAAAAUGUUGUGAGACCUUACCUGAUUUGAGUAGUACUCUUUGAAUUAUUGUUAUUGGCACUGUUCAUCUGCUAUAUGGGUUCUCAUAUCAGUUGCCUUUUCUUGUAUUUUAGCCAUGUUUAGUUUUCUUGCCACUCUUUUUACAUUAGGGAAUUCAAACAGCUAUCACUUUGCAGUGAAGCUAGAGAUUGAGUGUCAUUCCUAUUUGCAUCAUUAUAGAUUCUUUUGUUGCUAUGAAAAAGUUGGCUGCUGUUGAUUUAGCUCAAACAAUUAUUCACGUUUGUUUGAACAGCUAAAUGUCUUGUAUUUUGAUGGAGCUCUCCAAUGCCUGAUUGAAACAUCUCUAAUCCUAACACUGAUGAUCAGAAUAUGAAAAGAGGAAAUCAAAAUGAACCAACAAGCAUUUGUAGAAACACAAUAUGAGGGAUGCAUUAGCAUUUAUUGGCUUAUUGACAGCUUGUCUUUUCUGGAUGUUUCUUCAAAAUUUUGCCCUAUAAAUGCAAUGCACAUUGGCAACAGCAAUGCUAAUCAAGACAUUAUGGUAUGUCUUCAGCUGAAAAGAUGAAUUUUCAAAUUAAACAUGGACAUAACAGGAAGCUUGAAAUCCACUUUCUUUGUUUAAAUAACAGGAAAUUGAAAAGUUUCGUUCCCUUGCUCGGGAAAUAAGUUCACUUCCAACUGUGGCACAUUUUGACAUGGUUCAAUUAGACUGCGAUGAUUUGAAGAGAGGCCUGGCUACCAAAGCUAAUCGUUUUGCAGAUCAACUGCUUCAAAUGCUGGCUGAAGAACACCGCACAGAAAACAGAAGGUAGUUUGUUACUGCCACAAGUAUUAUCAUCUUAAUUUAUUAAAACAUUAUCUGGCACAAUAUGAGACAUUCCGAUCACUUUGAAUAAAAACUUUUCUGUCAAAAAAAUACUAACUGUAGCAACCAGAUUAGCAUGAGAACUUGCCUUAGUUUUGUUCUGAAUCACCUUUAAAUUUUUGUGGUGUUUUCUUUUUACUUCAUUUCCUUUGUUUCAUGUCAACUGUCUUUUGUGCAAAGAAGGAAGUCCACUAGCCCCUUAAGUUUGAACUUUCAGUGCAGGAAUAUUUACAAAGGCUUACAAUGUUCCUAUUUCAAACUUCUGUCAAAGUCUGGACAAAACGUUUUGAAGGAAAGAACUUAUCCACUUUCAUGAGGUUAAUCCUCCUUGAAGUUUAGGUAUCAAAGCACGGGACUUAGGAAUGCAAUCCAGUUCAAAUUAUUAUAAAAAUUGUGGUAAUCAAAAGAAAUUUACGAGAAAUAUAUGGUGUGUUGGGUUUAUUUUGUUUUACAGA